Messenger RNA from Gekko japonicus, 831 nucleotides. RefSeq names its product methylmalonic aciduria (cobalamin deficiency) cblB type (gene MMAB). Gene Ontology annotation, molecular function: corrinoid adenosyltransferase activity. NCBI's taxonomy places the organism in Eukaryota, Metazoa, Chordata, Lepidosauria, Squamata, Gekkonidae. The record is from RefSeq and is a predicted model, not a curated record. The transcript has 11 exons.
AUGGCCAGCAGCACUCUUCCCAGGCGCUCGCCGGAGGCGGUGGCGUGCCGGUCAGGCGGCCGCGACGGCGGCCGGGGAGGGACGCGCUUGGCCCGGGGAACGCCUCCGCCUCCGCCUCCCCCAGCCGGGCAUGGCGGGCGCGGGGUCAGCCAGGAGCCGGGCGAGGUGCCCAGCCUGGAUGCCAAACCCCAGAGGACAAGCCAAGUCCCAAAGAUCUACACGAAGACCGGAGACAAAGGAUUUUCCAGCACGUUCACUGGGGAGAGGAGAGCAAAAGAUGACCAGAUCUUUGACGCCUUGGGGACGCUGGAUGAACUAAGUUCCGCCAUAGGGCUGAGUGCGGAAUUUGGCAGUGAGCGUGGCCACGCCUUUGUGGAAGAGCUUCAGAAGGUACAGUGUAUGCUGCAGGACGCCGGCUCCAACGUGGCCACUCCGAUCUCCUCUGCCAGAGAGUCUCACUUAAGACGCACGUCCUUUAGUGAAAAGCCCAUCCUGGAGCUCGAGACCUGGAUCGAUCGAUACUCAGACCAGCUUCCACCUCUGACGGCCUUCAUUUUACCGUCUGGAGGCAAGAGCAGCGCCAGUCUCCAUCUCUCCAGAGCCGUCUGUCGCAGGGCCGAGAGGCGCGUCGUUCCUUUAGUGAAAUCCGGAGAAGCAGAUGCAAACGUGGCCAAGUAUUUGAACAGGCUUAGCGACUACCUGUUUGUCUUGGCCCGCUACGCUGCAUGGAAGGAAGGGAAGGAAGAGAAAGUCUACACCAGAAGGGAGCCCUGAGUCUACCACACUUUGGCUGAGAUUAAUGCUUCUGUUCCUGGAUCCCAGCUGCACUGA